Messenger RNA from Procambarus clarkii (red swamp crayfish), 2539 nucleotides. RefSeq names its product E3 ubiquitin-protein ligase TRIM23. Gene Ontology annotation, molecular function: zinc ion binding; GTPase activity; GTP binding. NCBI's taxonomy places the organism in Eukaryota, Metazoa, Arthropoda, Malacostraca, Decapoda, Cambaridae. The record is from RefSeq and is a predicted model, not a curated record. Gene Ontology annotation, cellular component: lysosomal membrane; cytoplasm; plasma membrane. Gene Ontology annotation, biological process: intracellular protein transport; vesicle-mediated transport.
UGGUGUGAGGAGGGUGGAGGCAGCAGUGUGAGGAGGGUGGAGGCAGCAGUGUGAGGAGGGUGGAGGCAGCAGUGUGAGGAGGGUGGAGGCAGCAGCGGCCACAGUGAGGCAGGAUGGCGGACGAGGCGUUAAUGUCGGCGGCUUUGGCCAGGUCUCAGUCCUUCCACACCUUCAACACCCCUCACACCGCCCUCAACAAGUACGGCAACAAUUUAGAAUGUCGAGUCUGUGAAGAUGGGUUCAGUCUGGGAGGAGAUAAAGUACCUCGUCUCCUGUUUUGUGGCCAUACACUCUGCCAUGCCUGCCUGCUUCGGCUACCUACACAUGACAACAAUAUUCAUUGCCCAUUUGACCGACAGCCCACCCCUAUAGGUGCAUCAGGUGUAUGGGGCCUGAAGAAAAAUUUUGCUCUUCUGGAACUAUUGGAGAGACUUUCGUUAUCUCGAUCUGAUGCUGUACUCCUACCCGAAGUCCUCAUAAAGCAGCGUGAGCUUGGUAUAUCUUGUGAUGAAGAUGAAGACCACUUAGCUGUAGUCUAUUGCACAGUAUGUGCAUCCCACCUAUGCCUCGAGUGCUCCGAGCGCACCCACUCCACAAGAACACUUCACAAGCAUAAACGCAUCCCUUUAUCUGAAAAACCUCGUGAGAAACCGAGAUGUGCUGAUCAUUCUUUUCACCCAGUGGAGUUUGUAUGCCUAGAAGAAGGGUGUCAAGCAGCCCCACUAAUGUGUUUCAUCUGCAAAGAUUACAAACAUACUAAACAUAAGCAUAUCUUAUUAGAACAGGAAGCUGAGAGGAUCCGUUCAAGCAUUAAUACAGCCAUACAGAAUAUAAAGAGAGUAGCUCAAGAGCUGACUGACUCGGCUCAUAAGUUAGAGAGUGUAGCUCGACAGUUAGAAGGUGCUUCUAAUGAUGGAGGGCCAGCUGAAGUUGACACAGGUGGAACUGCAGCGGAGGCACGAGCACGUGUCAGUCAGUAUUUUGCACAGCUCAGGGACCAGCUUAACCGACAGGAAACGCAAGCAAUGACUGUCUUAGAUGCACAUGUUCGUGAAAGGUUAUGCUCUAUUCGCCAGCAACAAGAAGACAUGACUACACUAUUAUCUCAGAUGGUGGCUGUGGUGGUUGACGGAGAGCGUGCCAUUCAACAAGAUGAUGGGCGGCUGAUCGUGGCUUCUCAGGACCUCUCGGCUAGACUGGCUCACGUUACUUCUCAGGAGCAGCAGUUGGCUCAGCUAGCAUCACUAGUUCCAGAUCCUGCCAUACCUAUUACAUUUACCAAGGAUAAUCGUAUUCACAUUGGAGCCAGAAUUGAAAUGCGUGUUGUAACUCUUGGUCUGGAUGGUGCAGGCAAGACAUCCAUUCUUUUUAAAUUGAAACAGGAUGAGUUUGUUUCAACGAUACCCACUAUUGGUUUCAAUGUUGAAACCAUUGAAUACAAAAACUUUAAGUUUACAGUGUGGGAUGUUGGUGGUCAACCCAAGCUGCGACCUCUCUGGCGACACUAUUACUUCAACACUCAAGCUGUCAUAUUUGUUGUGGAUGCCACAGAUGUCGACAGACUUCUCGAGGCUCAGUCAGAACUCACAAAGCUUAUGACAGAACGUGAAUUAAAGGAUGCUUCACUUCUUAUCUUCGCUAAUAAGGAAAACUGUGAGCAUGCAUUGGGAAUGGCAGCCUUGACUGACAGCCUGGGUGUUCACAAGUUGUGUCUUGGGCGAUCAUGGCACAUCCAGCCAUGUGAUGCCCAAUCAGGAACUGGUUUACAUCAGGGUCUAGACUGGCUAGCACAGCAGUUGGUACCCUCAGAAGUUCUAAACUCUGCUGUGUGAUCCUAUUUUUCCCUUAAAAUAUGAAAAAUAUAACAUUUUAUUAAAUGGUAAACAAAUUUAGUAUAGACCAUUUUAAUGUAUUUUCAGAAAAGAAAUAGUUUAGCGAGUAUAUGGCUGAAAUUGAUUUGUAUAAUGUAUUCAUAGACAGAUGAAGUUUGAAGAAAACUAUGAGCAAAGCUCUGGAGGCUUCAGUGGGUUUAGCCAUAACAUAUGAACUUGCAUACAAUACAAAACUAAAAUUGUGCAGAAAAUUUAAAAAUAUUUAAAUUUCUUACAGUAUUUUUAAUAAGCGAUAGUUUGUUAACACGAGAGCAUUAUACAGUACAAUAUAUGAAGUUUCAAGUGCUGUAUUCGGUUACGAAAUAUUUAAUUUUUUCCUUAAUAUUAUUGUAUAAUAUUACUACAGCAAGACACAAACUUGUAGCUUUAUAAGCAAUGUUAUUCUUAUUGCUUUGACAUUCGUACUAUACAUGUAGCAGAUUUAAUAUUUAAAUUGCCAUAGGAAUGAGGAAUCAUAUUCUAGGUUGAAUAUCAUUACGUAAAAAUAACUAGACGGUAUUUAUCACCAAAAAUUUUCUGCAAUUCAAUUUUAUGCAAUUUCAUUAUGUUAAGUAAAGCAAUAAUUGCACCACACACACACACAACUAGGUGAGUACACACACACACAACUAGGUGAGUACACACACACACACACACACACACACACA